GAUUCCAAGGAAACUUACUUAUUGGUCAGUACAUACCUUGUUCAAGGCCAACAUGGCGGACAGGGGGGGGAAAUCGAUCUUUGUGGCAUUUUGGCGCACGAUGGAGUUGUGCUCAGGCCCAAGCGUCUUCAUGUUCUUGAUGUCUUUUGCCAUCUUCAUCAAGCCUCCGAGCGUCACGUUCGUGAACGCCAUGCAGCACUUCGGCGGGGGCAUCGUCCUCUCUGCCGUGGCGACCGAGCUCCUCCCGGCCAUGAGCAGGCAUAAGCACAGGUGCGUCAACGGGGGAAGC
Molecule: messenger RNA, 289 nt
Organism: Nannochloropsis gaditana CCMP526
Exons: 2
Source: RefSeq, a predicted model, not a curated record